AUGGAGGAAUUUGGAUGCCAGAAUAACGAUGAUAUAAUCUUGAAAUGUGCAUUUGUAACCACCAGGAAAUAUGAGAAUGAAUCGGUUCGCGUGGUAUUUGCUACAAAUGACAAGAAUCUUGCAGUCAAGGCAGCGGCACAUAAUAUUAUAACAGAAUUGUUGCAUCUGCUAACAGUUGAUCCACUGAGAAGUGAAAGUCAGCAACUCAUGAUAAAAAAUAAUCAAAAAAUCUCGCCGUCGGACUUCUCGUUUAAUUUGGUUGACAAGCCAUCAUUAUCGGCUGUUAAAACAGUACAAGUUGAUGCAAUGAAAAAGGUUGUGGAUCGUUUACCUGAACCACUUGGAUGCCAUUCUUCAUCGCCAUCAUUUACACUUUUUCUCCAAAAGAGAGAAAUCUCUUCAUAUAAUAGUUCAAUUUCGGGAGUUGCCAAAGACGAAUCUCGGACCUCUGUGCGAAUCAAAAAAGAAAGCUGUGGAAUGUCAGGCUCAAUCGAACGUCGUGGGGUUCAUCAACAUCGGCGAAUACCUUAUUCACUUCGAAAAGCGGGGAAGGAGAGUAGCGGAAGCGGUGGAAGGUUAUCUAAGAAGAAAAGAUUCUGCCAAUUAAAUGAGCAUUCCAUGGCUCAUUUUUUGGAAAUAUUUGCCGAGCUUGUCCAAUAUUUCAAGCACAGGAGCGACAAGAAAUCAGUUGAGGAUAUGACAAGAAUUAACAAAGUUAUUGAUUCAGUCAUUGCGAAUGAGUCAUUCUCAUUGAGUGUUUUAGUCGACAUUGUGUCAAAAUUUUACGAUUUUUAUGCUGAUCGUGACGUUUUUAUAUCAGCGCUAAAUCAAACUGAAUUAUCUGAUGGCAUUUUUUCCGAAAAGUCCGCUCUCCAUCGUGUUGUGCAUGCACUUAUUGGAUCUCUAAAAGAUGUACUGCAUUAUGUGUCGUCUGGGCUAA
Messenger RNA from Acanthocheilonema viteae, 940 nucleotides. The record is from the annotation of a GenBank genome assembly. NCBI's taxonomy places the organism in Eukaryota, Metazoa, Nematoda, Chromadorea, Rhabditida, Onchocercidae.